AUGAGGAAGACAUCUCUUUCUUCAAACAGCUUCGGUGGGUUUCUAAGUCCCGGAGCUCCGAGUUACUCCGACAACAAAGGCUGGAGCUCCGAGAGAGUCCCCCAUCCUUCCUCCUCCUCCACCGCUUCAACCCCAACAGUUAACAUCCCUCGUCGUCACCUCGGCUCAGCUUCUGCUUUAGCGACGCCGUUUUACAGCGGCAGAUCGAUACCUUCGAAAUGGGAAGACGCUGAGCGGUGGAUUUGCAGUCCCGUGGCGACUACUUACCAGCCUGGCGUCUGUACUACAAACCCUUCAGCGAGCUCUCAGUUCUCUGAACAGAGACGGCAGAAGUCUAAGAGUGGUCCCAUUGUUCCUCCUAUGCUUCCUCAUCCUCCACCGUAUUCUCCGAGGCUGACUAUGCGGGCCGUGGAAGGUCAGAAAGGUUUAAUGGUGGCUGGCUCGCCGUUCUCUACUGGUGUUUUGGAGGCGGAUAGGGUUUUUAGAGGGAGUGUUGUUGGUGGUGGUGGUGGACAUGGACAUAGCCGGAGCUGGAUUGAUUUGAUGAGUGAAGAAACUUUUUCUCUUAGCUCCAAAACUGAUACAGAGGAGAAAGCAGAAGAUAGGAAGGAGGGGGAGGUGACUACGGCGGCGCAGUCUCCUGUGGUUUCAAGAAGAGACAUAGCUACUCAGAUGAGUCCAGAAGAGAUGAGUCCUAAUCACCAGUCUCCUCCUCAAGAGCUAUCUUCACCGUUGGUUGUUUCUGUGAUUGAGCCUCCUCCUUGUAGAGUGAGAGAAGUUAAGAUGGAUAAAGGAGCAAAGAUGAUUAAGCGUCCCAAGAGACGUGUUAUGUCUUCUUCUUCUUCGUCUUCUAGGGUUGUUAUUAGGAGAGAGCAACCUGAGGUUGAAGACAACUCUGAAGCAGCUUCUGCUUCUUCUUCUUCUUGGGAUAUCUCUGAACCAGCCAUCACUCUUUCAAAGUUGCAAAGAGAGGAAGCAAAGAUAGCAGCUUGGGAAAAUCUGCAGAAAGCCAAAGCAGAAGCUGCCAUUAGAAAACUUGAGGUGAAGCUGGAGAAGAAGAAAUCAGCAUCAAUGGAUAAGAUCUUGCACAAACUUCAAUCAGCAAAGUUGAAAGCACAGGAGAUGAGGAGAAGUUCAGUAUCAAGUGACCAUCAACAAGAACAACAAGUCUCCAGAAACUCAGUGAAGAUCACUCAUCUUGUCAGAAGACAUACGUUCAUGACACCUUUCAUGGCUUGCUUUGCUCCUCGCGUUGAUUGCAGCAGAAAGUCUCCUUCUGGUGCUCUCUAG
Molecule: messenger RNA, 1290 nt
Organism: Eruca vesicaria subsp. sativa (arugula)
Lineage: Eukaryota; Viridiplantae; Streptophyta; Magnoliopsida; Brassicales; Brassicaceae
Source: the annotation of a GenBank genome assembly